CGGGGCUUGCUCGCAGGUGAACGGAACACAGAGCAGGUGCGAAACCAGCGACCUGUACCUCCUGAAAAACACGUUCAAGAGUUGAGUGCCGUUACACGGGCCAGCAUCUGGCCCUCCGCCGCGAUGCCUGCCACCUGCGUGGGCAACUGCGCGCCGGUGUUUUUCCUCGCCAUCAUUUUUGAUGCCGCCGGUCUGGUUGUACUUCUGGUGGGGAUUUUCGGCAAUCUCAACGUGGACGGACGAUUUUACGGAGAUUUUCUCAUCUACACGGGCUCGCUUGUCAUUUUCCUCAGUUUGGUGUGGUGGGUAUUGUGGUACACUGGCAACGUACGAUUGUACGCGGAUCAUCACAGGAGAGGUUCCCUGGACAUCACUUUUACAAAUUGGGCGAGGAAGCUGUCUGAGAGGCUAUCCAGAAGCGCCAAGAAGUCUCUGCAGGAGAAGAAGACUUUUGGCAAAGAGAUGAACGCAACCGCGCCUCGUCAUGAGCCCUCUCGGACUACUUGGGAAUUGACAACCGGUCACGACAACAAGGGCUUUGAUGCGGGGACUGAGUGCAACCCAGAUGAGAAAAACGUGGAGUUGGGUGCGUUGAAGAACUCUGAUGUCAAUCUGCACCAUGUGGAGAACAAAUCGGAGAAAUCGCUCUGGCUGCAGAAGGUAUCGGGUUCCCAUGAAUGAUGAAAGGGCGCUGCUUUUCAAAAACGUUCGAAAGACUGAAAACAUUGAGCUAAAAAGAACUGGUGUCACUUUUUUUUUACUGUUUUUUUUCCCCAAGAUUUCUUAAUCAGGGACAAGCCCGACUCGAGGCAGAAAGGCUGCGCACAGAAGAACAUCUUUCCUAUGUAAAUAGCAAAUUCCUAUUUUUUUAUGUACAAAUUUUUUGGGGGGAAAAACAAAAUGUCAAAUAUUUUUCAAGGAAUAAAGUUUACCAGCGGUU
Messenger RNA from Hippocampus zosterae (dwarf seahorse), 940 nucleotides. RefSeq names its product transmembrane protein 238-like. The transcript is spliced from 2 exons. The record is from RefSeq and is a predicted model, not a curated record. NCBI's taxonomy places the organism in Eukaryota, Metazoa, Chordata, Actinopteri, Syngnathiformes, Syngnathidae. Bases 124 to 681 code for a protein of 185 amino acids.